Messenger RNA from Mytilus trossulus (common blue mussel), 2051 nucleotides. RefSeq lists its product as uncharacterized. The record is from RefSeq and is a predicted model, not a curated record. The transcript is spliced from 2 exons. Bases 132 to 2051 code for a protein of 639 amino acids. NCBI's taxonomy places the organism in Eukaryota, Metazoa, Mollusca, Bivalvia, Mytilida, Mytilidae.
UGUGUGGUCAAAUAAGAAGUCAACGGCAGAAAGUCAAUGAAAUGUCAAUUUGGUUUCAAAGUGAUUCUGUAAAAUUCUGCACAAUAUGUAAAUCCAUAGUAAAAGAUAUAGGUUAACGGCGGUGAAACAACAUGGAAGGUGUCUCAUUAUCCCUCUACCAUUAUAUGUGCAAACACGUAGUCGGAACAGAAAAUCACGUAAAAAUGUUAAGAUUAAUGAACACAGUCUGUGAUAAUUUAUCCAGUGACGACAACAAAGUGAUUAUAACCAGUGGUAGUUUUGGUGAAGGACUGGAGAUGCGUGGUAGUGAUAUAGAUAUUAUGUUUGUAACAUCAAACAUUAAUGUCCACGAUAAGAUAACACCUAUUACUCUCGAUCCUACAAAAACGCAUUUCUCACUGAUGACAGACAAUUCAAAACCAGGCUUUGCAAUGUUGCGUCUGAUAAGUAGUCCUUAUCCUCGUAUGCGAAAUAUUUGUGAACAAUUCAGAGGGGACAAAUAUCUGUCAAAUGUCUUAUUCAAACAAAACUUUCUCAACGAAAUUAGUCCUGUUGUUCAUGGACCUUGUUUAUCCGACAUAAACGGUCAUAUGGACUUUGCUAACUGCCUUCAUAGUAAAUAUUGGGUCACGUCAGCGUCACGAUGGACUAUGAGGUCAAGUGACACAUGGCCAAAUGAAAUAACAAAGCCGACAAUCAUCAAUCAUGGGGUGUUAUUUGUACCAAUUGGUGCUAAAGGGUCCCCAAACGAGGAACUGGAAUGGCGAAUGUCAUUCUCAGUUGGAGAAAAACUUCUUAUUUAUACGUUUAGUCAUUCGCAACUACUUUGUUAUGCGCUCAUGAAAAUUCUUUUAAAGGAUAUUAUCAAUAGUGACAGUAGAUGUAAAAAUGUAUUAUGCUCCUAUUACCUAAAGACAAUUAUAUUCUGGAUGUCAGAGGAAUUACAACCCUCUGUAUGGACACCUGAAAACUUGAUACCGUGUUUUAUGAGAUGUUUCCGUAGGCUGAUAUACUGUGUCAAUUAUUCAGUUUGUCCUCAUUAUUUCAUUCCAGAAAAUAAUUUGUUUGAGAAUAAGAUAGAAGGACUGGAUAGGGAUAAUUUGAUGGAAACACUUCGUGUGUUAUUUAGCUAUGGAUGGCUAUGUAUUUUAUUCUCUAAACAAAUAUCACAUUUUCCGGUUUUGUCAUGCAAAUUCCUAAAUGAUAAAAGUGUCUUGUGUUAUGAAGAUAUUAACAAACUGUUGAAGUCAAACAUAUGUGUUAAUGUUACUUCUAUGAGAAGUAAACACAAGGAAUUCGUUAGAGUUGUACAUAACAUUAUAACUUGUAACUCUAAGAAAUUGAAAUAUAUGCAUGCAUAUUUCUUGUCAGUGGUGUGCAACAAACGUUGUCAGUCCGUGUAUCUGAACAGAACAGUCAGUAAUAAGAGCCAAUAUAAACAAUACAACAUGUGUCUGAGUUAUCUACUGAUUAACAUCAACCAUGAUGCUGUCUCUGGGUGGUUGAUGACGGCAUCAUUUUUCUACAAGACAAAUCAAUAUGAUAAAUCUCUCAUAAUUAUUUUGUACGCAUUAUCGAAGUGUACACUUGACAAACUAUUCUAUAGAACAGAACUAUCAGUCACACAAAAACGUCAAGUCAAAUCGCUUUUGGUACAAAAGAAAACCGUGGUUCGUUUGUUAAAAUUUGUCCUGGUAGAAAGUGUCUUUUUUGCAUCUCCGACAUUUAUUCCUACAGAGCUGAUAAUUGAAGGAAGUGGUUUUGAAAUACCGCCUGUAGUUUACGCUCAUUUUUUAUCCUUCCUAUGUCAUAACCAUCAGCAAAAUGUGCGAGAAUGUCGAAAUUCCCUCCGAGAUCUUCAAUUGACAAUAACUGAAGACUAUUUCAUAGGAGAGGAUGAAAGUCUUAAAUCAUCAUCUUACUAUUGUCUUGGCACUGCUUUACAGUUAAUGGGAGACAAAGUAUCAGCAAAACAAUCGUUUACUGAGACUGUGAAAUUAUUAAGUCGGUAUCCUUAUGCCAUUAAGCGAUUAAAAAGACUGUUAUUAUAG